Meleagris gallopavo (turkey) is the source of this 7443-nucleotide messenger RNA. Lineage: Eukaryota; Metazoa; Chordata; Aves; Galliformes; Phasianidae. The record is from RefSeq and is a predicted model, not a curated record.
CCACGGUUUGUCAGCUGCUUCUAUGACUUACAGCCUCAAACGCAUUUUAACUUCAGUUUCAGAUUGUCUUCGCUUAUUCACUUAUGGAAUUGUGUGUUUUUCCAGCAGUGUUGUGACCUGGGGUACCACGCUAGCCUCAACAGAGCUCUCAGGACAUUCUUGUCUGCUGAGCUAAACCUGGAGCAGUCCAAGCACGAGGGUCUGGAUGCCAUUGAAAAUGCUGUUGAGAACCUGGAUGCCAACAGUGAUAAGCAGCGCCUGAUGGAGAUGUACAACAACGUCUUCUGUCCGCCCAUGAAGUUUGAGUUUCAGCCACAUAUGGGUGACAUGGAGUCCCAGCUGUGUGCCCAGCAGCCGGUGCAGAGUGAGUUAGUGCAGAGGUGCCAGCAGCUGCAGUCCAGGUUAUCUACACUGAAGAUAGAAAACGAAGAGGUGAAGAAGACCAUGGAAGCUACACUGCAGACAAUCCAGGACAUAGUCACGAUAGAGGACUUUGAUGUCUCUGACUGCUUUCAAUACAGCAACUCUAUGGAGUCUGUUAAAUCCACUGUAUCAGAAACCUUCAUGAGCAAACCAAGCAUUGCCAAGAGACGAGCCAACCAGCAGGAGACAGAGCAGUUCUAUUUCACAAAAAUGAAGGAGUAUCUGGAGGGCAGGAACCUGAUAACGAAGCUUCAGGCCAAGCACGACCUCCUUCAGAAGACCCUGGGAGAAAGUCAAAGGACUGACUGCUCUCUCGCCAGCGGCAGACGCAGCUCCACUAUAAGAAAGCAGGAUUCCUCUCAAGCCAUUCCCCUGGUCGUGGAGAGCUGCAUACGGUUCAUUAGCAGGCAUGGUUUGCAGCAUGAGGGAAUAUUCAGGGUGUCUGGAUCGCAAGUGGAAGUGAAUGACAUAAAAAAUGCAUUUGAGAGAGGUGAAGAUCCUUUAGCUGGGGACCAGAAUGACCAUGACAUGGAUUCAAUAGCAGGAGUUCUGAAGCUCUAUUUCCGAGGGCUGGAGCACCCUCUCUUCCCCAAGGACAUCUUUCAUGAUCUGAUUGCCUGUGUCACAAUGGAUAAUUUGCAAGAGAGAGCGCUCCACAUCCGAAAGGUGCUUCUGAACCUCCCUAAGACCACUCUGAUCGUAAUGAGAUACCUCUUUGCAUUCCUCAAUCAUUUAUCUCAGUUCAGUGAAGAGAAUAUGAUGGAUCCCUACAAUUUAGCCAUCUGCUUUGGGCCAACGCUGAUGUCGGUGCCUGAAGGUCACGAUCAAGUCUCUUGCCAAGCCCACGUCAAUGAACUGAUCAAAACCAUCAUCAUCCAACAUGAGAACAUCUUCCCAGGACCGAGGGAGCUGGAGGGUCCAAUGUAUAGCAGAGGUGGAAGCACUGAGGAUUACUGUGAAAGCCCUCAUGGAGAAAGAGCCUCUGCAGAGGAUGCAGUGCAGGACGUGGCUGUGGAGCACCACACCAGCGAUGACGAGUGUGAGCCCAUAGAAGCAAUAGCGAAGUUCGACUACAUUGGCAGGACUGCACGAGAGCUGUCCUUUAAAAAAGGAGCUUCUCUCCUACUCUAUCAACGAGCCUCAGAUGACUGGUGGGAGGGACGCCACAAUGGGAUUGACGGCCUCAUCCCUCAUCAGUACAUCGUCGUUCAAGACACUGAGGACGGUGUCUCUGAAAGAUCCAGUCCGAAGUCAGAGAUAGAAAUAAAUUCUGAGCCACCGGAGGAAAAAGUGACGGCCAGAGCUGGUGCCAGCUGCCCCAGCGGGGGCCACGUGGCAGACAUUUACCUUGCAAACAUCAACAAGCAAAGAAAGAAACCAGAGUCAGGCAGCAUCAGAAGAGCCUUCCGUCAAAGUGACAGCCAUGGACUAGGUAGCUCAAUGGCAGAACCAGCCUCCCCAGGAGCCAUAGCCGGUUCCAGACCCUCAUCUCAGCCCAUUAUGAGCCAAAGUCUUCCCAAGGAGGUUCCAGACAAAUGCUCCAUCAGUGGCCACGGCAGCCUCAAUUCUAUCAGCCGACACUCAUCUCUGAAGAACAGGAUAGACAGCCCUCAGAUCCGGAAAACUGUGACGGCAGGGAGGUCCAAGAGCUUCAACAACCACCGACCCAUGGACCCCGAGGUGAUCGCACAGGACAUUGAAGCUACGAUGAACUCUGCUCUGAACGAGCUGCGGGAGCUGGAAAGGCAGAGCAGCGUCAAGCACACACCAGAUGUCGUCCUCGAUACUCUGGAGCCUUUGAAAACCUCCCCAGUGGUGGCUCCCACAUCCGAACCUUCCAGCCCCCUGCACACCCAGAUCCUCAAGGACACUGAGCCAGCCUUCCAGCGCAGCGCCAGCACGGCCGGCGACAUCCCCUGCACCUUCAGGCCAGUGAAGUCAGUCAAAAUGGCCACGCAGGUCAAACCCCCCGCGACGCGGCCGAAGCCUGCAGUUUUCCCCAAAACCAACACCACAAGCCCUGGCGUUGCCUCCUCUGCAUCUCAGCAGCCUGCUGACAAGUCCUGUACUGUCUGAUAAACUCGAUGCUGCUCUGUGGGUCCAGCCGUGUUGUUACAGGUGAAGAGACUGUGCUAAAGACGUUAGAAUUCCUAUUUAAUUGAAUCCUGAACUUGUGCUGAAGGUUUGUGGUGAGCUGCUCCCUCCUGCUGGGAACAGGCUCAGUGCUAACAGCCUCACCCUGGUGGUGUCCGUAAGGUGAAGCCUUUCGUGCCACGCAUGGGGAAUCCAAUAUCAGGUCACUGUGAAGCUGAGGAGGAAAACAAAACAGCACUGAGUUGGAUCUUGGUUUCUCCAAGCCUUUGCUUCAAGCGUUUGGCUGCUGGAGGGAAUAUUUGGCAGCAUCAUGUUUUGAGUACUGAUGUAGUGACUUUAUAUAUAAUUCUGUGUUUCGUCUAUGGCAGGGGAACAAAAUAGGGUAGGUUUUAGUCUAUUGCAUGUUUUGGUGCCACUCGUUUUGUGGAGCUUGGACGUGCUCCUUCUUGUGCUUUGUUACGACGUCGCCCGCUGGUGCCACUGUGGUUAAGGGUCUGUCUGGACUUCCAUGCCAUCCCUGGGUUUUGUUUGUUUGUUUGCUGCCCCGUCCCUCCCCGCAGGGCUUUUGGUCAUCCAGCCUCAUCUUUUCGAUGACACGUCAUGAAAAAUAGUUUCCUCUGGAACACUUGUAGGUUUUGUGGAAUGAUACGUGAUGUGUGUAUGUGCAGAUAUGAACAGAUACGUUCCUGGGGUCUAGGAGCAUAACAAAGAGCCCAGUUGUUGCUUAUGGACAAUCUAGCUGUUUUUCUCCUUGGCUUUCCCAUAUUUAAAAACAGCUUCAUUGUUUUCCAGUGUACUUUUAGCCCAUGGGCUGCGAUGUGGUGUGUGGGCUGGGGAGACUGAAUGUAAAAACAAGCAAACUUCAGAAAUCCAGCAUCCUCUCGUGGGGUCCCACUUCGUAACGCACACGUUCUUGUUUUGGUCAUGUAUCAGGACGGAUCCUUAACAAAAUCCCAGUGACAAGCACUGUAAAACUUUGACCACAAGUUCUCAAGCUCUGUAUCUUCCCCCCCUCCCUCCCAUUCCUCACUUCAGGGUGAGCUGCCCUGGGGUCUGCUCUCAUAGAGCAGCACUGCGUGGGACGGUGCCAUGGCAGCAUGCAGAUUCUGGAGUGGCUUCACGGCGUGCUCUUGGUGGAUGGCAUGCCUCUGGAGGAGUCCGGACAUUGGAAUGAACUUUUAGUACAUGUAUUUAUAUGGCAGGCAGCAAAUGCUUCAGCCGUCAGCGGGCUGCAUGAGCUCUGUUUGUGCUCUACUGAGAAUUGUCCAUGAUGCUAAUUAACACUUAUUUAAUUUUUACUAAGGAAGGCACGUGUGCCACUCACAGGAGUGAGGAGGAGCUCGUGGUUCUGCAAGAGGGGAGAUGGACUGACCCUCGCUCUGCAUUGUUCCCAAGCUUUUCUGGGAUUUAAAAAGUAGCUGCAUAUCUGAUGUUUUCAUCAAGUAAAUGCAGGCAAGGGCAGGAUAAGAGAAGUUAUUUUCCUCUUCCAUUUUAUCUUCUGGUUUUAAAUCUGUAGGUUUCUCACACUCAGCUUCCUUGUGACUGCAUUGUCCUGACGAUUGGCACUUAGCAAUUGAAAAAAGAAAGGAACAAGCAGAACUUAAUAAAGAACGGUUUCCUAAAUGUACUUUUCUCUUGGAUUGAAGGAUGUUACUCGGAGAAGUGAAGGGGGUUUUACUGUGUCAUCCCCACCUGUACAGAAGUCAUACAGCUGUAUUAUGCCCUGCGGGAGGGAUCCCCCAGCGACCAGCCAACAUUGCUCUCAGGUUCUGAUGGACUUCUACCACCAAGGAAUCACUUGGUCUUUUGGGGAAUAAGAACUGAACUUGCAAUUUUUUUGCUCAGGCAGAACUUUCUGGCAUUUACUUUACGUAGGGAAUUUUUGCUUUUGUUUUGUUUGGUCGCAAACGACCGAUUACUCUGUGUCAAGAGCAGGAUCUCUGUGAAAUUUACUUUGACUCAUUUGUAAUGCCUUAUUUUCUUUAUAUUUUUAUGCCUAGCAUUCAUGUUUCUAAGAAUAAGUGUCCAGCCACGCACAGCACAUCUGGAGGAGAUGCUCUUUUCUGUCUUUGAGGUCUGAACGAGUGGAAAUUGAGAGAUAAAGACUUCAGGUUACUCUGUCUGUAUAUGAAUUACUGUGCUUAUCUCUAGCAUCCACAGCUCUGGGACAAUCCUACUACCAAGAGGAAUAUGCUUAGCAGGAUAAACUGUAUACCGAGCAACUCAACUGGAAUUUUGGUGUGCACUGUGAUUGACACUUAAACCUACAGCAAGCAAUAUGGCAGACUGAAGAACUUCUCCUCUUCUGCGUGGCCUGGGCUUGUCCAGCCAGCAGGAAACGCACACGUAUGGGGGGAACUCGAGGAGGAAAUUCGUAGCUCGGCUGCUUCGCUCCGUGAGCAUCCCAGGCUGAGCAUCCUUGCCAUCGUGGUUUACUGCCGUGGGGCACUGGGGAGGUGGGGAAGGAAAACUGGAAAUAUCCACACCGCCCUGCAGAGCCAGCGGGCAUCUUGUGCGGGAGGUGAUGGUGUGGAUGAGGAAGGCACGGUGGUUUGCCUGGGGAGGUGUCACUCUUACUUCCUAUCUUCAUGUUCAGAAGAAAUAUUUGCUCUUCCAUGGAAAUUCUUUCAUGAUUUUUAUGUAAUGUAUGUGUCGGAUAUAAAGACAAGCAGUGUUUGAUAACUGGAAUAAUGUCUGUCUGUUUGAUAGUGCUUUGUAUGAACAAAGGCUUCUUGUUCAUCAGAUGUUGGAUUCAAGUAAUCCAAAGCAAAACUUUUAAAAUACGGUUUUAGGUGAGCAGUCUUAAUAGUUUGGGAAGCUGUAACCUCUCAUGUUUUAUUUCCCUUGGUGGGAACUGAGCAGUGUGCUUUCAUGGUUGCUAAAUUUCCGCCUCUCUGAGGCGAUCCAAAGGCUCUCAGUUAUCUCUUGGAGGGGUUCUUCAUGUCAGAGAAGAACAUGUCCCAUGUUCUUCAAUGGGACGUGAACCAACUCUCUCACUUGAUCUGUACUGGCAAUUUUCUUGCAAUGAAAAUGAUUAAAUAAUUAGAGUGCACUGUGACAGCAGAAAAAAAAAAAAACAACAUGUUGUAUAUGUAUGUAUUUUGAUACCUGUUGAAAAGGAGUCUUUGGGUUUCCUGUGAUGAAUACCUCAUAUGUUGAAUUUUUUGGGUUUUUGUUGAAUUGUUAUUGUUAUUUUUUUUUUUUAAGGCAAGAUUGUUCUUGCUCAAAAGUAGGUUAAGGUAACCGAGUUCUCAUAAAUUUAUUUACAGAAUCCAAACCCUUCAGAGUUCGGCAAGAAAUUCCAUCUGUUCUUCCAGUUCCUAUCUGGAGUAAUAUUGAGACUAUAGAGGUCUGUGCAGAUGGAGUUUGCUGCCUCAUUUCUUUCCUCCUGUGUGUCAGAACCUCAGACUCAGCUGAACGUUGUGUGUGCUUUGGGUUUUGCUGAGGGAUUUUCUUCCAGAUGUCUCUAGGUGGCACUUCAGACCCUUUGCAUCCAUUUACCCGAUAGACUGGAAUGCUCUGCGUGCAGAGGGAAGACUCGAGGCAGGUGGUGGUUCUCACAGUGCAUGGUUUGCUCAUCAGGCAGCUGUGGUGAUGGAGGAAGGCCCAUAGGGACAGCUGGAGGGGCUCCUUGACUGGUGGGCAGCUUGUGGUCCCUGUGCCUGGCAGGAUCCAGCCCUGACCUCAUGGAGAUGCUCUGCAAUGAGCAGAUGCCUUUCCUCACUGCUCUAUGAACCACCAGCAAGGGGAAAAAAAGAAAAAGAAAAAGAAAAAAAAAAAAGAACAUAGGGACCUUUAGGCACUCCCAUCACUAAUGGGGCGGAAUGAACAAACGAGAGCUUUAUUUAUUGUGAGGUUUUUAGUUGUAGCCUUUUUGUGGGCUCUGCUGGCCAUGGCUGGAGGUGCUGAGCUCUGAUGGGCCGUGCUGAGCUUUGGGUCUGAGCUCACACAUCACUUUCUGAGAACCCUCCUCCUGGAUCCGCUCCUGCUCGUCUCUCCAUUUCCUGGUACUUGAAACCAAUACUUGACCACAGCGGUGCUGGGCAGGGCUCAGUUCUUGGGGUCUUUGGGUGGACCUGGAGAUGCCAACGCAACUCAAGGCCUGAAAAAUGAUUUUUUUUUUUUCCUUCUUUUUGUGCUUCCUAUAACGUGGUCAGAGACGAAAGCGUCGCUCUUUGAAGAUGGGCCAAAAAGAGGUGAGGGCAGCUCCCUGCUGUGCUGAUACUUGAGGUACCACGCUUGGUACAGGGUAAACACUGAGCGCUUUGCAAUGGCAAGAGGAGGAUCCUUCACUUAAAGGCACUGUAGUAACUUUAUGCUUGAAGUGGACUUCACCCUUCCUUUCUCUUCAGGCACAGCCCUGUGGUUGAAUAAAUGAAGUCCAAUGGACUUGGAUUCGUGUGCGUGUGCCAAACUGCUGGAGCAAUACUUGGAGCAGCAGGUUCUGUACCAGACCAGCUCUAUGUAGCCAAAACAGGGCCAACACUGAAACCAUCUCCGAUGCACAUUGAACAGCAGCCACGUCAUGGUUCGACUGUACUGGAGUAAAAAAAUCUGACUGCAAAGUCUGGAAACUGCGUUCUGUUGGUCCAAAGCUUCAGUCCUGCAAUGGGCUCUGCGUUGGGAUUUUGGGUUGUUUGGUGGGAUGGGAUGUUCUUGCUUCAACAGUUUCCAUUGUUUCAUGUCUUCUACACCAAUAUAUAUAUGGUGUAUAUAUUAAACCGUGUAAAGUUGUACUUUGUAUAUAUAACUGUACAAUAUGGAGGUACAUCCUUUUUUUUUUCUUCCUUUUGGUACAGUAUUGUACAGUAUUUAGGAGUAUAUGUGUUGGAAAUGUUAAAUCCGUACUGGGGCUAUGAACUGUAUUCAUUGUCAUUAGCAAUAGUUUUGGAGAAAUAAAUGUUUUGGGUAUGGUGGAAACGCUGA